Molecule: messenger RNA, 981 nt
Organism: Sphenostylis stenocarpa
Lineage: Eukaryota; Viridiplantae; Streptophyta; Magnoliopsida; Fabales; Fabaceae
Source: the annotation of a GenBank genome assembly
AUGCAAAUGGAAGCUAGGGUUGGCGUGGCCGUGGACGGUGGCGGUGUACGGAAAUUGGUGCAGCAGCCGCCGAAGCAGAUUGGAGCUGUUUCGCAGCUUCUCGCCGGCGGAGUCGCUGGCGCGUUAAGCAAGACCUGUACGGCGCCGCUUGCGAGACUCACCAUCCUCUUUCAGGUCCAGGGAAUGCAUUCCAACGUUGCGACUUUGAGAAAGGCCAGUAUAUGGAAUGAGGCUUCACGGAUUAUCCAUGAAGAGGGGUUUAGGGCUUUCUGGAAAGGGAAUCUGGUGACUAUUGCUCACCGGUUACCUUAUUCUUCGGUUAACUUUUAUUCGUACGAGCACUACAAGAAGUUGCUAAAGAUGAUUCCGGGAAUUCAAAGUCAUAGCGAUAAUGUUAGUGCAGACCUUUGCGUGCAUUUUGUUGGCGGUGGCAUGGCAGGAAUCACUGCUGCUACAUCUACUUAUCCCUUGGAUCUUGUAAGAACGCGGUUGGCUGCACAGACAAACUUUAACUACUACAGAGGUAUAUGGCACGCUUUACACACAAUUAGCAAGGAAGAGGGAUUAUUUGGCCUUUAUAAGGGACUCGGAACUACACUCUUGACUGUAGGGCCAAGUAUAGCCAUCAGCUUCUCUGUGUAUGAAACGUUGAGAUCUUUUUGGCAGUCAAAUAGAUCCAAUGAUUCGCCUGUUGCUGUUAGUCUGGCAUGCGGCAGUCUUUCAGGCAUUGCAUCAUCAACAGUAACUUUUCCCUUGGAUCUUGUGAGGCGGAGGAAGCAACUUGAGGGGGCUGGUGGGCGAGCCCGUGUGUAUACAACAGGCCUCUAUGGUGUGCUUAGGCACAUAAUCCAGACAGAAGGCGUGCGUGGUCUUUACCGAGGAAUUUUGCCUGAAUAUUACAAGGUGGUGCCAGGUGUAGGUAUAUGUUUUAUGACUUAUGAGACGUUGAAGAUGAUUUUAUCAGAUAUCGCUACUGGAUAA